Molecule: messenger RNA, 2079 nt
Organism: Physeter macrocephalus (sperm whale)
Lineage: Eukaryota; Metazoa; Chordata; Mammalia; Artiodactyla; Physeteridae
Gene: ATG101
Product: autophagy related 101
Exons: 5
Coding region: 979-1635 (218 amino acids)
Biological process (GO): autophagosome assembly; autophagy
Cellular component (GO): phagophore assembly site
Source: RefSeq, a predicted model, not a curated record
UGAUUCUGUUUGUCCUCUGGAGUGGAGGUAGAGCGAUCUGGGUAGCUGCAGUAGUGUCAGGGCUCGGCCAGCCCUGCUCGCGCCCCCGCCGGAGGCCGUUGGAGCAGGUGGGACAGGCCAGGCUCGCAGAGGAGGGUCAGGGCUUCCGGCGCCGGCACCGCCUCCUGCCGAGGUGAUCUGGCGCCCGCCGGGAGGGCGGGUACGUGGCCGAAGGUCCAGGACGGGGUUUCGUGGAGGUGGGGGACCGUUCUAGCUGUGUGCCCCCUUCUCUUGUGCGAGCGCGGGCGCGCCUCGAACUCCCGGGACCGGCCAGGCUGGGCGCGGGGCGCCGCUCCCGAGACCUGGAGGAGUCCGCUCCUCCCGCGUAGCACUGGACCGUGGAGGUUCGCCGGGACUGGUGGCUGGAGAAACGCGACUCGGACGGGAAGUCCUUCCUGCGUCCGGCCGGGGUUUCUUGAUGCGGAGCCGAAUAACUGUGUGUUUUUGCGUUCAGCCCAUUUCUUGCGGCUCAUCGGGCGCGCGGAGUUUGCGGCGUACCUGCAGAGAUCGCACCUGCGGAGGGCGUACCUGCGCCUGAGGAGGAGGAAGGGCAAGGUCCAGCCUGAGGGACCCGCGCUCCAGCCUCUCCGCAUAAGAUCUGGGCCUUGGGGGCACCGAAGGGACGAGACUUCCCAGGCCCUGCCUUGGAGAUGUCCCCUGCUCACUGGGGUCGGUGGUGAGGGAGCAGACAAGCUCAUCACAGACCAGAGGUGGCCGCGUUGGGAAGGAGGCUGAGGUCGGAAUCAGGUAUACUGAGAUUCCAGUGACGACUAGGAUACAGUCCCCGCCCUCAAGGAAUUGUCUGCCUAGUUGGAGAGAUCAGUCAAGAUUAACACCUGUGAAAAGAUAACUGAUAAUACAGGGCGGUCCCCGGGUGGGGCGAAGCUCGCCCGUCUUUACUCUUCGUCCCCGACCCCAGCGUGGGCCACCGGCUACAAGAUGAACUGUCGCUCGGAGGUGCUGGAGGUGUCGGUGGAGGGGCGGCAGGUGGAGGAGGCCAUGCUGGCCGUGCUGCACACGGUGCUCCUGCACCGCAGCACUGGCAAGUUCCACUACAAGAAGGAGGGCACCUACUCCAUCGGCACCGUGGGCACCCAAGACAUUGACUGCGACUUCAUCGACUUCACCUACGUGCGCGUCUCCUCUGAGGAGCUGGACCGCGCCCUGCGCAAGGUCGUCGGGGAGUUCAGGGAUGCUCUGCGAAACUCCGGGGGCGAUGGGCUGGGGCAGAUGUCCUUGGAGUUCUAUCAGAAGAAGAAGUCUCGCUGGCCUUUCUCAGACGAGUGCAUCCCCUGGGAAGUGUGGACGGUCAAGGUGCACGUGGUGGCCCUGGCCACGGAGCAGGAGCGGCAGAUCUGCCGGGAGAAGGUGGGUGAGAAGCUCUGCGAGAAGAUCAUCAACAUCGUGGAGGUGAUGAACCGGCACGAGUACCUGCCCAAGAUGCCCACGCAGUCGGAGGUGGACAACGUGUUUGACACAGGCUUGCGGGACGUGCAGCCCUAUCUCUACAAGAUCUCCUUCCAAAUCACCGAUGCCCUGGGCUCCUCCGUCACCACCACCAUGCGCAGGCUCAUCAAAGACACCCUGGCCCUCUAGGCGUCGCUGGGGCCUUGGGCGCUCCUUGACGGCUUGCGGACCUUGGCUUCUGGGGAUCGUACUGUUAGGCCCUGUUAGCCCUUGGGGCUCUGGGACCCGCUCCAGGUCCUUGAUGAGACUUGGAAGGGCCACCCCUGGCUUCCUGUUGUGUGGUUGCCAGUCUCUGGUCGUCCUUGUCACCUUCACUGAUGGUCAAGUCUGGCCUACACUGUCUCUCCGCACCCCUGGUUGGGGGUCCCCUUUCCUACACUGUACGGAGGAGCCGUCACUAGGAUGGUGAAUAAAGUUGAGAAUGUGAGUUUGGGUUGAGCCAUCUCUCCCUUGGCUGGUGUUCUGCCCUGAAACAUUAACACUUUUAUAGCAGACCUGCCAGGACACACGUGUGUGUUGAGGGCAUUAUUCCAAGAUGAGGGGAGUGGGUGGAUGGGAUUAAAGAUAGAUUAA